AUGAAAAAAACGUCGGCAGCGGAGCGGGAGGGCGCCGGUGGGAGGGAGACUGCCCACUGGAAGAGCGGCUUUGGGAGGGUGACUGCUGACGGGAAGAGAGCCCUGGCCAGGGAGUUUGCCAACAGGGAGAGAGCCCUUGGUAGGGAGUUUGCCGACGGGAAGAGAGCCCUUGGUAGGAAGUUUGCCGACGGGGAGAGAGCCUUUGGUAGGGAGUUUGCCAAUGGGAAGAGAGCCUUUGGUAGGGAGUUUGCCGACGGGAAGAGAGCCCUUGGUAGGGAGUUUUCCGACGGGGAGAGAAGCCUCGCGAGGGAGUCUGCCGACAGGAAGAGAGCCGUAGGGAGCCAUUACAGUUUUCAAAGGGGAAGAUGA
Molecule: messenger RNA, 369 nt
Organism: Microthlaspi erraticum
Lineage: Eukaryota; Viridiplantae; Streptophyta; Magnoliopsida; Brassicales; Brassicaceae
Source: the annotation of a GenBank genome assembly